AGCGCUUGUGGUUUCAGUUUCAGUUUCAUUUGAACUUUUUGUUUCGGACACAUCUGCUUCGUAGCGACAUUUUCGAGUCAGCGGCAUAAAAGUCUGGGCGUCUAGUGAUUAGCAUUUAGUUGAAUUUUGAUUGUCAAGGGAACGGUGUCUUCAACUGAAUCGGAAAUGCACUUCUUCAUUGUGCCGUGCCUCCUAGGCCUUGCAGCCGCCAUUCCUCAAGGAUACAACUACCAGGCCCAGCAACAGCUUCAAUCGCCGGCGCAGUCGCAGUUUGCCACAUUUGCGGAGCAGACGAUCCUGCAGCAGGCGCUCCAGGCUCCGAAGGUGCAGCAGGUCCUGAACGCAGGAAAUGUGGACGCGUCUUACUCCCAGCAACGCCAAGCACCUGUUUACCAACAGCAAGCGACGCAGUUCGGCGCGAAUUUGGCGUACAAUGUGCCCCAAGCACAGCAGCCUCAGCUGCAGCAGCAGCUCGUCUCCAAAGACAUCUACGUCCAUGUGCCACCAGCAGAAGAGCCCGAAGAUCGCUAUCCCCAGCCUGUUCUUCCGCCAGCGCCCCCGCGCAAGCAUUAUCGCAUCGUGUUCAUCAAGGCGCCGACGUCCAGUGUCCCGAAGGCGGCGUUGCGCAUCCAGCAGGCUCCCGUGGAGGAGAAGACCAUCAUCUACGUGUUGACCAAGAAGCCGGACCCACUUGACCUCCAGACCGCCAUCGAGGAAAUCGCUCCUAAGCAGCCCAGCAAACCAGAGGUCUUCUUCAUCAAGUACAAGACCCAGGAGGAAGCUGCGCAUGCGCAACGCACCAUUCAAGCUCAAUAUGAUCAGCUUGGCGGCACAUCGCAGGUUUCCGACGAGGGAGUCGCGCCCGUUACAUCCGUGAUUGGAGUCCUGGACAACCAGCGCAACAGCGGAGUUUCAUCCGGACAGUUUUCGAGCUCCUUGGCAAACAGUUACUUGCCAGCCAAUCUGCGUGCUUAGUUGUCACUGCAAGACAAAGGAACUGUAGUAUUUUUAAGACUUCAACUCUUGUAUAUUUUCAUAUUUAGUUAAAUAAAGUUCAUAUUUUGAACUCCUUAUGAUAGAAA
Messenger RNA from Drosophila erecta, 1082 nucleotides. RefSeq lists its product as uncharacterized. Lineage: Eukaryota; Metazoa; Arthropoda; Insecta; Diptera; Drosophilidae. The coding region runs from base 166 to 975 and encodes 269 amino acids. The transcript is spliced from 3 exons. The record is from RefSeq and is a predicted model, not a curated record.